Molecule: messenger RNA, 873 nt
Organism: Lynx canadensis (Canada lynx)
Lineage: Eukaryota; Metazoa; Chordata; Mammalia; Carnivora; Felidae
Product: taste receptor type 2 member 41-like
Biological process (GO): detection of chemical stimulus involved in sensory perception of bitter taste; sensory perception of taste; G protein-coupled receptor signaling pathway
Cellular component (GO): membrane
Molecular function (GO): G protein-coupled receptor activity
Source: RefSeq, a predicted model, not a curated record
AUGCUGCUCUUCGUCCUGCCGUGCCUUCUGGGAAUCUGGCCAACGGCUCGUUGUGCUGGUGCUGGGCCGGAAAGGCUGCGGCGGGGGAGGCUGUCUCCCUCUGGCAUGAUCCUCCUGAGCUUGGGCGCCUCCCGCUUCUGCCUGCAGUGGGUUGGAACGGUGAACAGCUUCUAGGCCGAGUACAGCAGAGGUCCUGCACGGCAGUUCUUUGGUCUCCAUUGGGACUUCCUGAACUCAGCCACCUUCUGGUUCAGCUCCUGGCACAGUGUCCUCUUCUGCAUGAAGAUCACUAACUUCACCCACCCCACCUUCCUCUGGCUCAAGUGGAUCCCAGGGUCAGUGCCCUGGCUCCUCAUGGCUCCUCUCCUGAUCUCCUUCAUCGUCACUCUGCUCUUCUUUUGGGGAAACCAUGCUGUGUGUGAAGGAUUCUUAACUAGAAAGUUUCCUGGGAACAUGACCUUCAGACAGUGGAGCAGGACACUGGAAGUUCACUACUUCUUGCCCCUGAAGCUGAUCACCCGGUUAGUUCCUUGCUCUGUUUUUCUCAUCUCAGUUGCGCUGUUGAUUAAUUCUCUGAGGAGGCACACACCGAGGAUGUGGCUCAGCGCCCACAGGCCACAGGACCCCGGUGCCCAGGCUCACACCAGAGCUCUGAAGUCGCUCGUCUCCUUCCUCAUUCCUGAUGCUCUGUCCCUCGCAUCCCUGGUCAUCGAUGCUGCAGGUUUCUUCUCAGAGAGCGACUGGUACUGGCCGUGGCAGAUUUUAAUCUACCUGUGCAUGUCUGUCCAUCCGUUUCUCAUCUCCAGCAACCUCAGGCUUCGAGGGGUGUGCAGACAGCUACUGCUGCUGGCCAGGGGCUUCUGGGUGGCCUAG